This is a messenger RNA of Anopheles coustani, 1102 nucleotides long. RefSeq lists its product as uncharacterized. Bases 91 to 549 code for a protein of 152 amino acids. The record is from RefSeq and is a predicted model, not a curated record. NCBI's taxonomy places the organism in Eukaryota, Metazoa, Arthropoda, Insecta, Diptera, Culicidae. The transcript has 2 exons.
AUUCGUUCCUCUGCUCUAGACGGUGAAGCUGUGUCGCUUGGAAAAUAUUUAUUUUCUUCUUCUGAAGGUAAAUAAAAUCACAAAACAACAAUGAAAUUGAUCAUUUUGGGUCUCUGUAUUCUGCUGGGAUGCAUUCAUGCUACACAAGCCUUGCGCUGCAUGCAGGGGUUGGAGGUUGAAAAUGGAAACGAAAAGAAGCAGGAGAAGCCCGCGAACCCCGAAUUCACCGAAUGUACUGUAACUUCUACUGCCCUCUCAGCAGCUAGUUUGUUGCUGGUGAAAUCAAACACUAUUUCCUUUCCAUCAUCCGAAUAUAAGUGCUACCAUCUGCGCUACGAAGAAAAGAAUACUAAAGUGGCCACCAUCGUGAAGGGUUGCAUCUACAAGAGUCAGGACGUGUGCGAUGGCAAGUUCAAGACCGAUACUGUCAGCGAGGUAUUCUGCAGUCAGUGUAAUGAGGACGAGUGCAAUUCGUCUAUUCGCUUUGCAUCGGACUGGAAGAUUCUGGGUCUAACCAUGUUCGCCAUACUAGCCUACCUCAUGCAAUAAGUUUAACAAAACGCUCUACGAGCAGCAUAUUAACCUCAAGCAAUUUGAAAACAUUGGUACAAUAUUAGAAGUGUAGUGUUUUAACGAACCAAACUAACUCAGGAAAACGUACGCCUUUGCCGGAUACGGAAGUGUUCAGCAAAAACACCCAAACUAGUACUUGCAAUAUUUACACAUAUCAACGUAUCUCAAUAGUUCAACAUUGAAGUUAUUCAAGUGACCUCAAGCUAGCUUCCAGAAAACCAAAGCCUUAUGCGAAAACAUUGUAUGAAUCUCUUAUCUCGAAUGUUUAACUAGGAGGCCUACAAAAGUAACGAGAAUACUAACACAAUUGGUUGGUUUUUUGCCUCCAUCAUGGUAAUCAAGAGAACAGUUUACAAAUACUUAGAGUAGUGACAGCAAAUAGAUCAUAAACAUUAUCCGUAUUGCACGUUUUCUUCGGUCCAAUGUUUUACCAAUGUAGUGUGGCUUCUUUUUUGUAAUGCUUCGAGUGAAAAAACCGCAAUAAAUUCCCCAUCAACAGACCGUUAUGGCAUGUUGACGUAAUACCGUC